GCAGCAGAAUUCAGCACGACGAUGUUACAAUCAGCAAUGCAGCAAUCAGCAAAGAUAUCAAAACUUGGCUUUAGCAGCAGACAUUUAUCUGGGCUUGAAUCAAAUACAACAACACAACAAAUCAAAAAUGUUCCUGAAAAGAAGGUAGAUUGUGAAAGUGAAAGCACAAUAAGCAUUGGCAUAAUUAAUGCAAGUUCGGCUAAUAAAAAUGAAUCUCAUAUUGACUCAGGAAAUGGCUUUUAUCCAAAAGUUAGUCUAAACUUGAAAAAUGAAUCUGGUGGCACCAGUGAUUCCAAGAGUACAGAAAUAACUAUGAAAUUAGGCACAAAUUCAAAUAACGAAAGUGAAACAAACAAAAAUGAAAGUAAAAGUGCAAAGUGGACACUGACUCUUGAACAAUUGGCUGAAUGUUUAAGCCAUGGUGCUGUGGAUGGAAUGAGGCAGGCAGCAGCAGUAGUUGAUCAUCAGAUGAAGAUUCUGUUCAUGAAAGGAGCAGAGGCAGGAAGCAUUCAGCUAGACCAGGUUCAUACUUGUGCACUGGAAGGACCUCUUGCUUCUAAUUCAUGUGUAGUUGAAGGACUGGUUGUCAUGGCAACAACUGAUAGCAUGCCACUUGUGGUUGAAACCCAACAAGAAGGAAAGAGAACACUGCUUAUCCAGGGAGAUGUGACACCCUCCUACAGACAGCGUGGCUUCAAGGAGUCUGUGAUAGCAAAGUCUGUACUGUCUACACAGGAAUAUAUGACAUCAGGGGAGAAAGAUGAUAACUGGCUGAGAGAAGUUAAGGAUUUACUUACUCAGCUUGGUAUUCAGCUGUUACUGGUCCAGGGAGCUGUAUCUGAGUCCGUACAGAACUGGUGUGGCACACAUGACAUCAUAGUCCUGAGUCAUGUCCCAUAUAGGGUGCUUGCGGCCAUCAUGUCCAGUGCUGAGGUGGACCAACUGACCCAUCUGCUGCUGGGAACACAGGAUCAUGUGGUACAUGGUGUCACAGUUGCUCCAUGGUCAGAAGACUGGUUAUACAGAGUGACCACUGGUCUGGUUGAACAGCAUGUGGUGGUCAAACACAGUGGACUCAGCCAGACUGCCAUACUGUGUCACCCAGCAGGCUCUGUGGUCCACCUGGCUGAGGAACAGUUCUGGCACUGUCUCCGCAGGCUGGCCUCUGUUGUACAGAGUGGGUUAGUGUUACCAGGAGGAGGGGAGACAGAGGCUUGGUGUAUGCAGCACCUCACACAGCUAGCAGAUAAGGAAAGAUCAAAUGAACAGGAAUAUUCAGGUGAUGAUGUAUACAUCCCUGCAGUGUAUCAAUCCUUGGCCAAAUCCUUUCUCAGGUUUAAGGACAUCGUUUCAAGGAACAGUUUUCCAACUCUGUGUGAUCCUACAGCUGGUGAUAUCACAGAAAGUGAUGCAUCAUUUUCUAAGUUCAGGCAAACUAUUGGUUCACAGUGUUAUGUCACAGCAUCAGAUAUUGAAGACAAAACCAAAAACAGUGAUAUCACAGAAAACAGUGAUGUCACAGCCUCUGACAGGGAUAUCACAACAAUCAGUGAUGUCACAACCACACACAGUGAUGUCACAGGAAAAAGUGAUGUCACAAAUAACAGUGAUGUCACAUUGAAAUUACCAGUAUUGGAUGACUGUCAAAGCAAAGUAGAAGCAUGGAGGACAGCAUUAAGAACUGUGUGUUUGCUUCUACAGACUGAUACAUACGUGAUGACAGGGAUAGACCCCUGUGAUGGGAAGGUACUGGCAGAGUUUAGUGGAAUAUUGUGA
Messenger RNA from Lingula anatina, 1776 nucleotides. RefSeq lists its product as uncharacterized. NCBI's taxonomy places the organism in Eukaryota, Metazoa, Brachiopoda, Lingulata, Lingulida, Lingulidae. The record is from RefSeq and is a predicted model, not a curated record. Gene Ontology annotation, biological process: chaperone-mediated protein complex assembly; photoreceptor cell maintenance. Gene Ontology annotation, molecular function: ATP binding.